Mustela erminea (ermine) is the source of this 6907-nucleotide messenger RNA. It is a transcript of the gene SLC49A4, whose product is annotated as solute carrier family 49 member 4. Gene Ontology annotation, cellular component: membrane; intracellular membrane-bounded organelle. Bases 365 to 1801 code for a protein of 478 amino acids. NCBI's taxonomy places the organism in Eukaryota, Metazoa, Chordata, Mammalia, Carnivora, Mustelidae. The transcript is spliced from 9 exons. The record is from RefSeq and is a predicted model, not a curated record.
ACCUCCUCUUAGCACAGCCCUUUUGGGAGUUUCCUUUUCCAGGGCUUAGUCGCGCUCCUCCCUCCUUUUUGGUUCCUCUUCGUCCUCCCUCAGAGACGGGGGGGUCUCCUGCCUCAGUUUCCUCUCCAGUACCCGCGAGGUGGGUGCCCCAGUGCGGUACCCCAGUCUCCUCCCAGCUCGCGGCACCUGCCCCGCCUUCCAGCCCCGGGCCGGCUCGCGCGGCGCAGGCGCACCGGCCGCGGCCCUGAGGCCGAGCCCGACCUCAGCAGCUUCUGCCUCCGCCUCCUGCGACCGUAUCCGCGCGGGGCUAGUCGGCGGUCACCGAGACCGCGCUGGGCAGAGGCCCCGCGGGCCGCGCGUCGCCAUGGGCGCGGGCUGGAGCAGCGAGGAGGAGCGGCAGCCCCUGCUGGGGCCCGGGCUCGGGCCUGCGCCGGGAGCUGUCUGGAGAAGCCGGGAGGCGGCGGCGGCGGCGCUGCCCGCGGCGGCCCCGGGUCCCGGGCGGGUGUACGGGCGCCGCUGGCUGGUGCUGCUGCUCUUUUCGUUGCUGGGUUUCGCGCAGGGCCUGGUCUGGAACACCUGGGGCCCCAUCCAGAACUCGGCGCGCCAGGCCUAUGGCUUCUCCAGCUGGGACAUCGCGCUACUCGUGCUGUGGGGACCCAUCGGCUUCCUGCCGUGCUUCGCGUUCAUGUGGCUCCUGGACAAGAGAGGUCUUCGGGUAACUGUGCUUCUGACAUCCUUCCUUAUGGUUUUGGGAACUGGUCUAAGAUGCAUACCUGUAUCAGACUUAAUGCUUAAAAGAAGGCUAAUCCACGGAGGACAGUUGUUGAAUGGAUUGGCAGGCCCAACGGUGAUGAAUGCAGCUCCGUUCCUCUCUACGACGUGGUUUUCUGCCGACGAACGGGCCACUGCCACAGCCAUCGCAUCCAUGCUCAGCUAUCUUGGUGGAGCAUGCGCGUUUUUAGUGGGGCCCCUUGUUGUUCCAGCCCCCAAUGGGACAUCACCUCUUCUUGCUUCGGAGACGAGCAGGACCCACAUUAAAGAUCUCAUAGAGACUGUAUUGUAUGCAGAAUUUGGAGUUGUCUGCUUACUAUUUUCUGCAACACUAGCUUAUUUCCCACCCCGGCCUCCACUUCCUCCCAGUGUUGCUGCAGCUAGCCAGCGGCUGAGUUAUCGGCGGAGCUUUUGUAGAUUAUUAAGCAACAUGAGAUUUUUGAUGAUUGCUUUAGCGUAUGCCAUACCACUUGGUGUAUUUGCUGGUUGGUCUGGAGUUCUGGACUUAAUUUUAACACCAGUGCAUGUCAGCCAGGUAGAUGCUGGCUGGAUUGGAUUUUGGUCCAUAGUUGGAGGCUGUGUUGUUGGAAUAGCUAUGGCAAGGUUUGCAGAUUUUAUCAGGGGUAUGCUGAAACUAAUUCUUCUCCUCCUGUUUUCUGGGGCUACCCUCUCAUCCACGUGGUUCACCCUGACCUGUUUGAACAGCAUUACUCACCUGCCUUUAACCACAGUGACAUUGUAUGCCUCCUGCAUUCUCCUGGGAGUGUUCCUGAAUAGCAGUAUACCUAUAUUUUUUGAGCUUUUUGUGGAAACUGUCUACCCAGUUCCAGAAGGAAUUACUUGUGGAGUUGUCACUUUCCUAAGUAAUAUGUUCAUGGGAGUACUUUUAUUUUUUCUCACAUUUUAUCACACAGAGUUGUCUUGGUUCAACUGGUGCCUUCCCGGGUCGUGUUUGCUCAGUCUCCUCCUCAUUCUGUGCUUCAGGGAAUCAUAUGACAGACUCUAUCUUGAUGUGGUUGUCUCGGUGUAAUAGCGCAGACGUGAAGGAGUUGAAAGAGGGACUGGCAGUCGUACUGCACAUUUGCUUGGAGUUGCACACCUAACAGGAGGAAAAAAGGAGAAGAGAGAAACUUCACUGAGCGGUGUUGUUAGGUUACAGAUGAUCGCGUUCAUUUCAUGACUACUAGGUAAUAAUAACGCGGGACCGGAGGGAUUGCAGGGGAUUGAAAGACUAUAAAACGGCACACCCGUGCCUGGUUCUGGGACUGGAAGUGUGGGUAGCUUACACAUAAAGCACUACCCGAAUGAUGUCCUCUAUGUUUUGUGCCAGUGCUAAACUACUGAUUGAUUAAUUGUAAUUAUGGAAAGAAAUAAAGGGUAUCUGUCACAUACCUUACCUAAGUCACAUAUCAGAAUAGGAAGAAAUGCCACUAACUUCUGAAGAAGUUUAAACCCUCGAUCAGAUUUUAAUUAUAAAGUAGCCACGAGGUCUGUUGAUGAUAAAAAUUAGCCACGUGUACACUACGUUUUUUCUAAUAAAGCCAUUUCUUAUAUGAGUCCUUAUUUUUAACCAGGUCGGAAACCUUGGGCCAUCUUUAUUACGGUGAGCAAGUGCUUCCCACUGCUUCAGAACACAUACUUUGUGUCUCGAUCUCAACUUAUCCUUGUUUCUGUGAAAUGCAAUUUCAUCUACUAGGCUCUUAAAUAAUUAUAUUAAAGGUGACUAAAUGUUCAGUAUAGUCCCAUUAAAUACUGUAUGAAAACUGUAAUUCCAUUCUGAUUGAGCACUUUGUUAAAAGUGAACUGACAAAUCCCAUGGAACAUUCUGUGUCGUCAGGCUGUAGAGAGAGAGAGAUGGUGGCAGGGGGUAUAAAGCCCAGCACCCGCUAUUAUUUACUUGGGCUGCAUUUUAUUAAAUGACCCUUGUUUGAAAAUAACCAUUUAUAACAUUGAAACUUCCAAACCUGUUGAGUGAUUUCUGGAUUACAUUCUUGUAUUUCAAUUCAGGUUGUAAAAUACUCCAUACUCUAUGGAGUCCGCAUGUUUGAGAAGGCAAUCUUUUGUCAGUGCCUGUUUUCUUUGUGUGGAUGAUAGCUUUCUUAAAAAUGACAGUUACUCAUUGGACAGCUCUCAGACAUAUAUUUCACUGUGACAUAAGAUGUGCUCCGGUGGGAUUAUGGUAUUACCACUGUUGACACUUACAUCAUUCCCCUUACAUAGGAAAACCAAAUGUUUUCCCAGAAAGACAAGAACAAUACUUUCUUUGCCUUCAUUAUUCUCAGCUUUCUUCAACCACCUCUCUUUUUUUUUUCUCCCUUGAAAUUAUAUCUUGAUUGUCAGCUAAAUAUAUAUUUUAUUUGUCUUUCUCUGAACAGAGUGCAAGCCGACUCCUUCUCUUAGCCAUGGUGGUAGAAUGGGGUUAAAGAGGGCUGCUUAGUCCUCCGCUCUGCUCAUCUCAUCAUGUGUGCACACAUCCUCACACACGGUCCCAAAGCCCGCCCCCUCUUCCUAAGUCCAGGGUCAUGUGGAACUCACCCCGGGCUCAGAGGAGGAUCUAAGCCUUCUUCUGAGAUCCUAAAUCAUGCUUCUUGAAAAGUAAGGAAUUCAGCCUCUGUCUUCCAUCACCUUAAAAAUCACCGCCCUUAUAACCACCCUGCUGACUUAGAAUCAAGAACCGAGGGAACUAAGGAACUUGCUAAGAGAAGAAAAAAAACCAUGAAGGCUAGGCUUAGUUCCAGUUACCUCUGUCAUUCCUCAGUAAAGGAAAGCAAAAUUCUUGAAGGUAAUUGAAAGUCAGCCACUGUGGAUAUGAGCGGUCCCUGAGCGGUGCUCAGGUAACCCCCACCCCUUCCUCUUAGAAGACAGAUAGGAGAGGGAGGAGUUAGGAAGUACUCAGUUUUAGUCAGAACAGUGUUUGAGGACACUGUAUAUGAAAUUUUUCUAUAAUAAGACAUGAUAUAGAACAUUCUAAUUAUAGUUAAUUCUACUUUUAAUACGAAGUAAAGAAAAACACUUUAAAAAUAUUACCUAAAGGACGACUUUCAUGACAUCCCAAGUGGGUAGUGAUGAAAAUUCCUACAUCUUACCAGACGCCAACCAUGUUUUUAAAAAGCACACGUGAAAUGCUUCCAUCUCAUUUAUUCUAUCUGCUUACCCCUCUGGCAGAUGCUUGUUCUAAUCCCAAACUGAAACUGUUUUAAGUGUUCAAAAUUUCAUAUACCAAACCUGAUAGAACCAAAGGGCUUUGGAGGUGGGGAGAGAGGAUUGCACAUUAUUCAUUUCCCUGAAUAUUUCAAGUCAUAUGCCUUUUUUACUUGUUAUUUCUAGCGUGCAUCAAAAUAGACCAGCUGUUGUCUUUGUACUUUCUAAACAAACACUACAGAGUCCUAAUGAAAUUUUAUAACCAAAGAAGUGUGAACCCUCCACUAAGCCAAGCCCCUCAUUUUAGAAUUUAUAGGAGCAAUGCCACAGAGGCUAAGGAUCUUGCUGACGGUCACAGUCCUAGUUAGUAACAAAAGUAGAACCAACUGAAACCCACACCUUGUGGCUCCCAAAGCAGGGUUUUUCCCUACCUCACAAAACCGCAGUUUAAUUGGGACAUUUUGGGGGGGUCAUAACUACUCCUCCGUGUUUGUACACGGUGGGGCUUGGAACAAAUCAUCAUUUGGAGUAUGGAAAGUACAGGGAUCUAACAGAGGUGACUGGUUUUUAAGUAAGAUCAUUCUGUUUUCUUCAUCCUGUUGGUGCUCUAACAUCUCGGAGUCUUAGCCUGCAGGGACAGGAUAUAAAAAGAUUCUGAUGAAUAAUUCAAUCCUCAUAAACCAAGUCAACAGCAUUAAUUGGUAAGAACAUGUAUAGUGUAAGUUCCCUGUGGCUUAUCAAUGAAUACUUCACAGUUUAUGGGAAGAUACAUUUUUUAAUAUGGUUUGUGGUCGAGGUAUAGGCACAAGAUAAUUGCGCACACAAAUGCAUUUCACUGGAGGAUGAUGCUAAUAAAAUAACAAGAGGGAAUCAAGUUAAAGUAGGAUUUUGUAUAUUUAAACAUAUAUGGCUUCAGGGCCAAGCUUUAUCAUAGAUCAUAUAUUUAUGCUUCAUUAUUGAGAAUGUUUACAGCUUGUUUUUAUGAAGGCCUUCUAAUGAGGGAUUCAAGCUAAGAGAUUUUAAAUUGAAGAGAUUAAAUUCCUAUCUACUUUAAAUUGGGGUUUUUUUCGUAUUAUUUUUACUAAAAUCUAGGCAUUCAUCUUGCUGUUUGCGUAAGUGGAAGCUACGUUUUAAACUGAAGAUCAAAUACAAAUGCAUAGUAAACUUGCUUUAAACUAAUGUUAAAAAUCACAUUAAUUCCACACCUGUGCCUAAAAUAGUAAAUACGGGAAUCACGGUGAUUAUACCAUUUUAUAUAGCAAGUGCAAAAGAAAACUAUGAGGAAAUUUGAUGACACCUAUUUUGUGAAUCUAGGAAUCCCCCUUUAAUUUAGAAUUGUACAGGAAGGGACAAAUUAAAGUUUAUUUCCAUACUAUCAAACAGUUCACUAGUCUGUUAGGAAAAUAUAAGCAAUAUUCUGGGGAUAGGUAGUGUUAGACCAUCCCAGAAGAACAAAAGUUGACGGAAGGAUUUUGGGGCACUCUUUUAACAGCGCCCAUGGGUACUUUGUACUCGGUGGAGGUAGCUGUGCGCUCAGGAAGGGGACACCUUGACUACCCUGAGCACACGUGUCCUCUCAGGUGUCUGAGACUCUCUAGGUCUCUUCCUUGCCCCGACUUCCUGGCACAGGCUUCACCCUGAAGCCCAGCCUCACGCUUAACUACGACCAAGGCCACAUGCCUGGGCUUCCGUCUCCUGAGCGGGACGCUAGCACGGGUCAGUCCAGAGAGCUCUAACAGUUCUUCCCACAGCAAGUUUCAUAAGUUAGAAUAUCCCCUGACGUGGAAAUGACAAAGGUCUCUCUAACAGGCUUCUCUAGCUAUUCCUUCUUGCUUUUUAGAAUAUGGACUGAUUCGAUAGUCUUAUGGAGUCUUUCUUUUGUGCCUUGGAAAUCUGGAAGGCCUCCGAUGAUAGCUUUCCAUCUCAACCCAUGCUCAAAAAGUGAGAGCAAAGGUUGCUCUGCCCUAGCUGUUCUGUUCGUUCAACAAGGGAGAAUUACACUUUUUUCUCUUAAAUGACUAAAAAAUGAAAGCUGAAAUUCAUUUCAGCAGCUUGAUAAGAUGUUAGAAACGCAUCAAACCAUUUGAGCUCUGAAGCACACAUCACAGUGCUUUCGGGGCUCCCUCUUGGCUCUUCUCAUCUGCAAGGGAGGCUUCCACAGUCUUGACCAGAAUGGCAAGCAGGACUUGGGAGACACUUUUCAUUUACCUAAAUGUUAAAAAGUGAAACUUCUACUUCCUACAACUUAGUUUAGGCUUUUUCUAAUUCCAAUUGAUUUUUUUCCCUUUGAAUCAAAGAGGUGAUCUAAUCCAACUACCUCAUUUUACAAAUUCACAGAGAAUCUUUGAGGUUCAAUGCCAAGCAAAGCUUUAGCAAGUAACCUAAGUCCUAGACCAGCAUUCUUUCCAUAAGUGGUCAAUGCAGUAACCAGAAAUAAAAUUAAGUAAUUUUUUUCAUUUCUUUUAAGUUUUUGUAAAUGAAACAAGGAAUGCAUGAAUGCAUAGCCAUUUUAAAAUACCCAGUACAGAAAUAGAGUGGUCUAUCUCCAUACAAACACGUGCUGACUAUCCAUGCCCCUUUCCAAAGUAUUCCUUACUAAUCCUUUCAGAAAUUCUUCUAUGCAUUUUCAUACAUAUUUAUAGAAACUUGGGGAUUUAAAAUUAAGUCAUCUAGGUAACUAUUUCUUCCACCAUGUUGGCAUUAGCUUUUUUGAGCAGAAGUAGGAGUUUCUGAGAUCCUUGUUUCUCUCCCAGAUGUGUCUGUACCAAAUGGAGGAGUAGUUAAUAGAGACAUCUCACAAACAUGGUUGCAGACCAUCAGACUCUUAUCACAUCCAGAAGUUUAAAAGUGAAUUCUAAUAUGCAAUAUUCCUUUUCUCGUAUUGGAAAUGGACUUUCUCUUUUGAUGUCAACUAGGGCCUAUGUGCUGUGAGAGAAGAAAGUGAAUGACCCACGCCCGAAAUCCAAAUCGAUUUUCUUUCUUUUUUUUUUUUUUU